CAUCAACCUCGUCCGCGGCCGCCGCAACUGCUUCUUGCGCCUCGACAAGGAAGCUACUCUGGUCAAGUUUAAUGUGUCCGGCGACCACUUUUUUAUGCAAAGAAGAAGGGGGUGUUGCAUUUAGGGAAGAUUCAGAGGGCUUUUAAGGUACAAAAUGGUAGAGCAAAAUCUUAUCAGUGAGAAGGUGUUUUCCUUUUUGUUGAAUGGGGAUCCAAAUGCGAAAAAAGGUGGUGAAAUGGUUUUCGGUGGUGUUAACCUAAAGCACUUUAAAGGAGACCACACUUAUAUUCCAGUUACUAAAAAAGGUUACUGGCAGAUUGAAAUUGGAGAGUUUUUCAUUGGAGGUGCUUCUACAGGUGUUUGUGAGGGUGGUGAUGGUGUUGGAUGGUGCUGGAUGGCGGUGAUGGUGUUGGAUGGUGCUGGAUGGACGACAGUUAGGGUUUUUCUAGAGAUGGUGAUGUUGACGUGUCAGGGUGGUGAUGUGACAGAGACUUUUUUAAAUUUUUUUUAAAUUAAAAAAUCAUUUAAGUCCAGCUAUUUGUCACGUGCUUAUGAGAUGCUACCUCA
Messenger RNA from Vigna umbellata (rice bean), 567 nucleotides. The record is from RefSeq and is a predicted model, not a curated record. NCBI's taxonomy places the organism in Eukaryota, Viridiplantae, Streptophyta, Magnoliopsida, Fabales, Fabaceae.